AUGCUUCCUUGCAAACCAGACCCAGUUAUGGCACGCCAUGCAUGUUUACCCCUUUUUGUGAGAGCAGUGAGCCAAAGUUCUGUGUGUCAUGGAUCGCUGAGUCUUGAUCACCAUAGAGAUACGAGAGUAGGAAACACUUGCAUCCAUCAGGCCAGGUUGAAAAUUUCCUUGACACCCAUACAGCCGAGACAUAGCACUAGGAUGUCGGACUUGACAAGUACAACAAGAGUAUUAAUAGCCUUGAUCGGGAGGCGCCUUCUCGGAACUAUCCAUAAUCCUGCUGUUCUGGAAAAUGUAGCAGAAAUAAAUCAUGUAUUUGCCUAUCUGUAUUAUGAAAUGUUAGAAGAAACCCAACACAAAGUUAAGAAUCAAGUAUAUGAUUAG
Messenger RNA from Triticum turgidum subsp. durum (durum wheat), 384 nucleotides. The record is from the annotation of a GenBank genome assembly. Lineage: Eukaryota; Viridiplantae; Streptophyta; Magnoliopsida; Poales; Poaceae.